Molecule: messenger RNA, 1023 nt
Organism: Colletotrichum gloeosporioides
Lineage: Eukaryota; Fungi; Ascomycota; Sordariomycetes; Glomerellales; Glomerellaceae
Product: Dehydrogenase/reductase SDR family member 12
Exons: 2
Coding region: 1-1023 (340 amino acids)
Molecular function (GO): oxidoreductase activity
Source: RefSeq, a predicted model, not a curated record
AUGGCACCUUUUUCCAGUCUCCGCGCCACUCUCACGCAAAUCUACCCGCCCAAGCCCACCUUCACCGAGGCCGAUGUGCCCGCCAACUCACAGCGUGGCCGAGUAUUCAUCGUGACGGGCGGCAAUGCGGGUAUCGGACUAGAGUUGACCAAGAUUCUCUUUGCUGCGGGUGCUACUGUCUACAUUGCAUCACGUUCGAAGGACAAAGUGGAAGCUGCCAUCAAAGAUAUCACGACAAAAUCCGGCAACUCCACGACGAGUGGCCAACUGAAGUUCCUUCAUCUGGACCUGAACGAUCUCACCAUCGUCAAAGCUGCGGCUAAAACGUUUGCCCAGCAGGAGUCUCGCCUAGAUGUGCUCUGGAACAACGCCGGCACAGGUGCCAACGCCGUCACCCCGGGGCAGCGCACCAAACAGGACCUCGAGCCGAUGAUCGGUUUCCACUGCGUCGCGACCCUCUUCUUUACGCAUCUUCUCGUGCCGCAACUGCGCGCUGCGGCGAGUUCCUCCCCCGCUGGGCAGACGCGCGUCGUCUGGACGUCCAGCGGUCUCGCGGAGGCUGGUUCGCCACCGAACGGCCUCGACUGGGCCGUAAUCGACAAGGGGACGAGCAAGCCGAUGCAGAACUACGGCGCGUCCAAGGCGGGGACGUGGUUUCUCAGUCGCGAGUUCGCACGGCGGCACACCAAGCAGGACGGCAUCGUGAGCGUGUGUCUGAACCCUGGGUACCUGAAGACGGCGUCCUUUGACGGCACGCCGGCGCCGGUAAUGAUGAUUAUGAACGCGGUGAUGCUGUCAGAGCCCCUCUACGGCGCGUACACUGAGCUGUUUGCUGGCCUGUCGCCCGAGGUGACGCCCGAGAGCAGCGGCUCGUAUAUCAUUCCCUGGGGUCGCAUCCGCGCCAAUGCGGCUACGCCGCGACAGGAUUUAAUAAAGGCAGGAGAUACCAAAGAAGAAGGAGGCCUGGGGUAUGGGGAGAGGCUCUGGACUUGGAGCGAGGAGAAGUGGGCACCGUAUGCUUAG